This is a messenger RNA of Cylindrotheca closterium, 435 nucleotides long. NCBI's taxonomy places the organism in Eukaryota, Bacillariophyta, Bacillariophyceae, Bacillariales, Bacillariaceae. The record is from the annotation of a GenBank genome assembly.
AUGGGACCAUCCAGGGAGCUGCCAAGUGUUUUGCUUGUGAGGAAGAUGAGAAAAGGUCAUGGCCUUGGAAGAAGAAAAAAGGAAGAAAAAGGACAAGAAGACGGCGACAGUGAAAAUGACAUCGCAAAAGCUGAAGAGUUCAAAGACGAAGAGCAGGAGGAGGAAGAAGAACAAGAUCAAGAACCUGCUGAAUUCCAACCUGACGAACAACAGUGGUGUUUCGUCAAAGGCGCUGCCGAUUCCCUCAAUUCCAAUGCCAUUAUCAUGAAGUCAAUUUCGACGGGAUUGAAUUUGGGCAUUGACGAUGAUGGUCAGAUAAAGUUUGGGGACGACGAUGCUCCUCCACGAAAACUCUAUUGGUCCAUUGAUUGCGUGGCGGGUGAACUGUGCUUCCUGUCGAAUGAAUCCUCGUUUGAAGUCACAAGCCCGAUGUGA